AUGCGUGUUUCAUCCAUCCUCUCUGCCGCCGUGGCCAUCUUCAGCAUCUUCGCUGUUGCCUCUCCCGUCGCAGCUCCCGCUCCAGAGCUCGCAAUCCGCGACGCUACCAGCGAUGCCAUCACUGGCCACCUCACCAGCUGCAAGACUGAGCUCGAUACCUGCCACAAAAAGUGGACCGGCACCUGCAGUGGAAGCUGCAAAACCACCGAUAUCAUCAGCUGGCAGAAGGACGGAUGGAAGUGCCCUACCGUUGUCAUCUCCAUCAUUGUUAAGAUUGUAGUGGAGAUUAUCAUCGCCAUCAAUGUUUGCCUUACCUUCUUGCUCGGAAAGUGUGGUCUUCUUGGUGGUCUCCUCUCCCUCCUCCUCGUCCUUAUUGCCUCCCUCCUCGUUGAACUCAAGGUUGCUAUCAACGGUCUUCUCGUUGUCCUUGCCCUUGUUAUCGAUGGAUUGCUUAGUCUCGUCGUAACUCUCCUUGUCAGCCUUCUUGGAGGUGCUACUUGCUUCUGCUGUAGCUUGUUCGGUUUAAUCCUAUAA
Molecule: messenger RNA, 534 nt
Organism: Morchella importuna
Lineage: Eukaryota; Fungi; Ascomycota; Pezizomycetes; Pezizales; Morchellaceae
Exons: 3
Coding region: 1-534 (177 amino acids)
Source: RefSeq, a predicted model, not a curated record